CGCGUUCCAUGCCACUCCAAACUCAAUCAUCACCACCAACCUCAUCACACCACAUCCGCCUGUCGUGCAAGCUGGCCAAAUGUCGUCUUCAAGUUCAACAUGGGCCAGCGAACGUUCACGGUCAUCCCGAAAUUCCCGGGUCGUGCUGAUUCUCCCGACAAACCGCCCUUACGGCCCAUGACCUCGAAACAAGUCCGGAACGCCUACAAAGCAGCCAACAAGGGUCCUAAACUCACACGGGAGGAGUCACGGAGACAAGAGAGGGCCGAACAGGAAAGAAUCAGAAAGGAGUUCGAACGGGAGAAGGCUGCUGCCAAGGCGAAGGUUGCGAGGGACAAGAAGAAAGAGAAAGAGUUGGCGGAGAAAGAAGCGAAACGAAAGAAAGGAUUGCCUUUGGUGAAUGUUCGACCCAGUCAGGAAACAAUUUCAUGGUUUGUGAGAGGGAAUGGUACUUCAAAGAAGAGAGAUGCCCAAGGCAACGACAUUCAAGACGACAAUGCGACGUCGAAUGAGAGUAAUACGGACACGAAUGAAGCGAUAACAAGCGAAGAACAACCACAACAACCGGCGACCAAGGCGCAGAAGCUUGAUGACAUACAGGAAGACGAUGAAGAAAUUUCUGAUGCUGCUGUGGAAGCCAUUGUCGAGGACCUACCAAAACCGCUACGGGAAUCAUCAAAGCCUCAAUCACCUGAGGCGGAAAAAGAGACAAUCGCAGAACCUACAGAACAAACAACAGCCCUUGUUGCAUCGGAAACGGCACUAGAAAAACCACCAAUGCCCGAAAUAGAGCUAGAAGGAUUAGAGGACGAAUUAGAUGCGGAUUUCGAGGAAGAUCUGGCCCUGGGAAUUCUUGAGGAUAUUGAAGCAGCUAUGGGCAAUCCAAAAUCCAAUAUGAAUCACGGAGUCCAAAAGAUCUGCAACCAAAUACCAGAAGAAGCACUUGUCACGACGAAGAAACCACUGGAAGUCACUAGGAAUGACAUCUCAAAUCGCUAUGCAGAAGAUUUGGGCUUAAAGCGACCUGCUUCUCCAGUCUCUUCUGCCAAACCGCCUCUUCCACAACGCAAUCUGGAAUCACGAUCCCCAAGUCCACCACACCAAGAACCACCCAUGAGCACGCAAGCGAUUCUCUACAACCUGGAUGAUUUCUUCCCUUCAUCAUCUCAACAAGUCCGAGAACUUGAGGAAGAGCUGGAUGAGGGCAUAAUGCCAUCUGCUCCCUUACACUUGACCCCUAUUGCAGAAGAAGAGGAAGAGGAAUCUUUCGAUGAAGGACUGGAGAAAUCCUCAGAACAGCCCCCCUUACCAGCACUUGAACCUGCCUCGGACUCGCCACCUCCACCACCAAGACGUUUUUUCACUUCUUCCGGCUCACACGAAAGAAUGUGUCUAGCUAUUCAGAGAAGUCGUCGUACAGCUGCGCUUGAGAAGAUCCAGCAACGCGAGCUCGCUCGCAUGCAGGCUGGUAUGAUAGAGCAAGCUCAAGCAGAGUCUCGCAGAAUUUGCAAACCGCGUGAACCUAUGAGAAAACCACCAGUGUUUUCCAACCCUCCUCCACAUGCAGCUCAAUGCAAUCAGCCACGAAAACCUCCGUUUAAGACAUCACCAACACUACAGAAAACACCACACACUAGUACGACAACUUCCGCAAAGCGAACUGAGCCUCAACAAUCUAAACAACCUCUUGAGAAACCCUUACCUAGACUAUCCAACAACCCCAACAUUAUGAACCCUCGGAUUCCACCAAAACGAGUAGAGACUCCAAAACAACACCUACCACCACUUCAGCAAGAAAGCAAAGAGAACCAGAAGCCGCCACAACAGCCUUUUGCACCUAGUGCUUCGCAAGAGUCAUAUGGCGGCGAAUGGGUCGACGAUUUGGACCUAGACCUCAUGAUAUAACGAUAAACAUGUACAUUGGAUGACGACUACCGAAAUGGCCGAAUUACACAACACUGAGAGGAAUUACAGCAUGGCAUGGGAUCGCACGAUGGCUCGGAGUUAAGGGCAUCAUAUCACCCUUUUGUAUGGGUGCUGGGUGGCAAAUUAUGCAUAUUUCUCACGACAUAGCGACGGCGUUUAGAAUAUUAUCCUGUUUUAUUUGAGAAGUUUACCUUAGUCUAAGGAUUAGUGAUGCUCUUGGACCAAGCUAUCCUUACUUUCAACCCCUGAUCCUCCCCAUGAAAUCACAUAUAUCACCGCUAUACUGUAAAAAAAAGCCCUGCAGACUUCAGGG
This is a messenger RNA of Fusarium odoratissimum NRRL 54006, 2239 nucleotides long. RefSeq lists its product as uncharacterized. Bases 100 to 1905 code for a protein of 601 amino acids. NCBI's taxonomy places the organism in Eukaryota, Fungi, Ascomycota, Sordariomycetes, Hypocreales, Nectriaceae. The transcript has a single exon. The record is from RefSeq and is a predicted model, not a curated record.